AUGGCGGAGGGGUUGCUGGAAGUUGCUGGGGAUCUCCAUAACCCCCCGGAGGAGUUGGGUAAACUUGUUCUCACACUGUUCGUCGUCGUCGCCGCCGCCGCCGCCGUGAUCUGCGUCUUAUGGUGGGGAAAGAAGAAGGGGAGAGGGCUCCCACCGGGGCCCAUGGGGUUGCCGCUGCUGGGGAGCCUGCCUUUCUUGCGCCCUGACCUGCACUGCCAAUUCGUGGAGCUCGCGGCGCAGUACGGUCCCGUCAUGAGCCUCCGCCUCGGCACCAAGCUCUGCGUGGUUGUGAGCUCCCCCGCCGGCGCAAAGGAGAUGCUCAGGGACCGCGACGCCGUUUUCGCCUUCCGGGACGUGCCCGUGUCGGCGGCGGUGAUCACCAACGGGGCCCAGGAGAUCGGCUGGAACAAUGAUCCCGAGAGCUGGCGCUUCCUCCGCAAAGUGACGGUGAGGGAGCUGCUUAGCUCGAGCAGCUUCGACGGGUUCUACGCGCUGCGCAAACGAGAGGUGCGGCGGGCGGUGCGGGAGCUCUACGAGCGGUGCGGCACGGUGGUGACGGUCGGGGAGGCGUUGUUCCAGACGCUCCUGGACCUGAUGUUGAGCAUGCUCUGGGGGAGCACGUUGGAGGGCGAGGAGAGGACCAGGGUGGGGAGGGAGUUCAGGGAGGUGGUCCACAAGAUAACAGAGAACCUGGGCGUCCCCAAUGUGUCGGACUUCAUACCCGCGUUGGCACCGCUGGAUCUGCAGAGGGUGGCGCGGCGAAUGAAGAAGCUGGCCAUCUGGUGCGAUAGCAUUCUGGACAGGAUCAUCGACAAACGUGUGAACCUCGGAAAAGGAGAAGGAGCUGGGAAAACCAAGGAUUUUCUCCAGGUGCUGUUGGACGUCGUCGACAAGAAGGAGAGCGAGCUUCCCUUGACCAUCGAGCACGUCAAGGGCGUGUUCCUGGUACUCUCUCUCUCUCUCUCUCUCUCUCUCUAUCCAUCUCUCUCUCUGUCUGUGCCGGCAAACGUGAAACUGCACAGGACAUCAUCGUGGCGGCGACGGACACGACGACGGGGACGAUGGAGUGGGCGAUGGCGGAGAUGAUGGAGAAACCAGAAGUGAUGAGGAAGGUCCAAGAGGAGCUCGACGCCGUCGUAGGAAAGGACGCCGCCGUAGAGGAAUCUCAUCUUCCGAGGCUUCCCUAUCUGGACGCCGUCGUGAAGGAGACGCUCCGCCUGCACCCAGCACUCCCUCUCAUGGUCCCUCACUCACCCAGUGAGCCAUCUGAGUUGGGUGGCUUCCAUAUCCCCGUCGGAUCGAGGGUUCUGAUCAAUGCCUGGGCCAUCCACCGGGACCCGUCAAUCUGGGAAGACCCCUCAGAGUUCAAGCCGGAGAGGUUCCUGACAGGCGACGCGAGGUGGGACUAUAACGGCAGCAGCAACGGCUUCCGCUACAUUCCUUUCGGAUCGGGAAGAAGAUCCUGCGUGGGGAUUCUCAUGGCGGAGAGGAUGAGCAUGUUCCUGCUGGCGACAUUGCUGCACUCCUACGACUGGAAACUUCCAGCCGGGGAUCAGAUUGACUUAACGGAGAGUAUCGGCAUAGUCCUCAAGAUGGCCAAGCCGUUAACCGCGAUUCCUUCGCCUAGAUUGUCUAACCUCGACCUCUACUCGUGA
Spirodela intermedia is the source of this 1655-nucleotide messenger RNA. Lineage: Eukaryota; Viridiplantae; Streptophyta; Magnoliopsida; Alismatales; Araceae. The record is from the annotation of a GenBank genome assembly.